AUGAUAAAAUACGAAUACAGCCAAUACAACUGUACCUUCCUCUUCCGUCUCAGGGGCAGUGUGUUCCCCUUUGCCUUCGCGGUCGCCUUUCCCUGUAGCAUUGCUGCCUUCUUGUUGAAGUUCUUCUCACUCGAUGGCACCGUGGAUUUCACUCAAUGGGAAAUGCUGUCGGGAAAUGGUGGGUCGGCUGCUUGGAGUGGCUUUAACUUCUUGGUUGGAUUCGUGAUCGUGUUCAGGACUUCGCAAGCCUACACCCGAUUCUGGUCUGCAUUGGGGGAUACGCAUCAGAUGAUGGCAGCAUGGCUGGAGGCUGCUAGCAGCCUCGUGGCUUUCUCUAGGAGUUCGCCUGCUGACCCGCUGUUAGUCGAGAAUUGGCUCCAUACUGUGAUGCGACUUUUCAGCUUGCUUUCUGCAUCGGCACUACAAGAACUUACAGACGUGGCAUACCACCACACGUGGGGUCUUCCAACAUUGGAUGCUUCCGCCAUUGAUCACCAGAGCAUCGAGACGUUGGACAGCUCAAGCUGCCGGGUUGAGCUGCUGUAUUAUUGGAUUCAGAUAUUUGUAAGCGACGGCUCGCACCAUGGGAUCCUAAUCACGCCGCCCCCGCUUCUGAGUCGGACAUUGGCAGAACUUGCUAAAGGCAUGGACAGGUAUCAGGAUGCGAUGAAACAUUCCAAGGUUCCCUUCCCUUUCCCGUAUGCACAAACCACUCUGACCUUACUGAUUUUUCACUGGAUCCUGACUCCGCUCGUCAUGGUACAGUGGUCGGCAUCUACAGCAGGAGCAUGCAUCUUCACUUUUGUCCAAGUCUUCACCCUUUGGUGUUUGAAUGCAACUGCUGUCGGCUUCGAGCGGCCUUUCGGUGGGGAGCUGAAUGAUAUCGAUCAUCUGGAAUUACAAAUGAACAUGAACAAGAGCAUCAUUAAUUUGAUGGAGCCUCGCACGCGCAGAACUCCGUUUAUACCCUCCUCGACCUAUCUGGAUAUCGAUGUCCUCCGAAAGCGGGACACUAUUCAUGCUGCAGCUUUGCACCAGGAAGGCUGGCAAUUGAAAGACAUGUCAGAUGAUCGGCAUCAAUUUCUGCGAUGUUGCAGCCGAUCGCGGGCGCGCAGUGCUCGCAGCACUAUCGCGGUUUCUACGCGCUACAGUAGCAAACGCUACGGUUUUAUUGAUGGGGAGAGGACGGCUGUGCUUACAAUUGGCAUUGUGGGAUCUGAUCUGUGCCUGGCUUUGCCAGCUCUUCCCGGAGAUGUGCGGAGCACUUUCGAGGUGCUGAAUGUCCGCGGUCAGCCAUGCACCAUGCGGUUCAAGCGGAUACCCAUUCAGGAUCGACAUCUUCUGCACAAGGUACCAGAUCCGAGCUGGAGUGAUGACUAUUUAGACUUCCCAGUGGACUACAUGUUUGCCGCAGAGACCCUCGCCAAAGCCUACGAAACACAAAAGUUCAAAGGAAGCUUGGCUUCGGUGAAGGCCCAGGGCACGGAAGAAGGCGAUGCGAAGGUCAUCACCCGCGGGGUCUCCCAGCAUUUGAUCAGCGAUGAUCUGGCUGACACGCCGCGGGACAAGGCAACCUCAGUCUGCCCAGAGGCGAAAGCCGCGUUGCCUGGUGCUGUGCAGGAUGUUGAACAGGAUGUGUCCGGAGACCAGAGAUCGCGACCUUGUCCUUCCAGUAUACCGUCGGGAACCGGUGAGCCUCCCAUUCAUGAGGCGCAGUCAAGUGCUGCCGAUGAGGGCAAGCCCACGGAACCUCCCGAUGCUGCUGCAGAUUCCCGCGCGCCGGAAUCUGCGGAGCCAGUGGAGAGCAAGAUCGUUUCGCAAAUUUCGCCUCGCAAAGAAGGUCCACAGGACAUGGUCCUGCCGUGGGGUGGCGAGGCUGCAGCAGAAGAGGAGCUUCC
Messenger RNA from Symbiodinium necroappetens, 1898 nucleotides. Lineage: Eukaryota; Dinophyceae; Suessiales; Symbiodiniaceae. The record is from the annotation of a GenBank genome assembly.